This is a messenger RNA of Oryzias latipes (Japanese medaka), 7068 nucleotides long. The record is from RefSeq and is a predicted model, not a curated record. Lineage: Eukaryota; Metazoa; Chordata; Actinopteri; Beloniformes; Adrianichthyidae.
GCUCCGCGAAAGGGUGAGCGUUUUGAAGGUUGUACAGUCAGAAGCUUUAACAUCAUUGCAGACAGCAUAGGUCGCAACUUUGUUUUUGGCAAAAAAAAAAUCAGCUGAGAAGUCUGCAGAGCCCGACCGCAGCACCUCCCAAGUUUAACCCGUCCUCCUUCCCCUGCUGAGCUCAGCUAAUAAAGGUCUCCGGGCAGGCAGUGAGGAGAUGCCCUCCUCUCCUAUUUAAAAAUGAAAAAGUUUGAUUAUAUUUCGCCCACGGCACGGUGGAAUGUGGCAGCCGUGUGGCUUCUCCUCAAGGUCAGUAUCUGAGCACCGCCGCCUCUCGGAGGACUUUAUUUUUUUCGGGAAGGAGGAAAAAGAACGAGGAAGGGAAUUAGGGAUGCUGUUGUUUGUCCUCGGAACCAACAUCUUUCUGCGACUGGGACGUUGUCAGAAGAGCCUCUGACACACGGUGAAGGGACAAACUUGUGAACCAGCCGUGUUUUUCGGCGGUGUCCUCUCCGUCUGGAGAAAAGGAAACUGAACUCCUCUCAGCAUCUCGGCGUUUCCUGCUUCCCUCCAACAACGGCCUGCGUCGUCGGUGUCACGGUUUACCUGGCCGCGAGGAAGACGCUGAAGUCAAGCUAGCUAACGCCAACCGUCAGUGAGUCAGAAUGUUCUUUAGGUUCGGUUUCAGGUGAGCGCUGAAUCGCUCCCUUGGCUAAUUAUCUCACUCAGCAAAGCUGUGUGUUGUUCGCCUCAACUUCAUUGAAGUCCUGAGGUGAACUUUCAUAAAGUACUUUAACAGGGCAAAGAUCUACGAUUAUUUUCCACAUUAUGCCCUCGAGGAUGGGUGCACGCGCUCCGGCGGGCUUCGCUAGAAGUUUCUGGGAGCUGGGACUCCUGCUGCUGCUGGUUUUUGUGCUGCUUCAGGGCUCCGUGUUCCCCUACGGAGCUGACGCUUCCAGCCAGCACGCAAAGGACGGCUGCUCCAGCACACACGAGGGGAAACCCAACAGGACCAAGAAGGUUUUCCCCGUCCUCAGCUUCGAGUACGACCACAUCAAAACCCCCUUCGAAGUCUCGCUAUGGGUACUCUUCGCGUCACUGAUGAAACUGGGAAUGCAGAGGUUGUUAUCCUGACUUGUUUGCUGAAUCGAGGCUUUCCUGACUGGCAUGCCUAAACCCACAGAGAUUGCUUUAUCAUUAUAGGAUUUCAUUUGGUUCCUCGCCUGUCCAGUAUUGUCCCAGAAAGCUGCCUGUUGAUUGUGGUUGGCCUGCUGGUUGGAGGACUCAGCAAACUGAUUGGAGAGUCAGAAUUACCUAAACUGGACUCAGGAAAUUUUUUUCUAGUCCUGCUGCCCCCCAUCAUCUUGGAUGCUGGUUAUUUCUUACCCAUCCGUCCCUUCAUGGAGAACCUUGAUACCUGCAGCUGGCCUGACACACUUAGGGCUUCUGUCCUGCCUGCUGUUUGGCUCUAUCAUCUCUGCUGUGGAUCCUGUAGCUGUACUCGCUGUGUUUGAAGAGAUCCACAUCAAUGAGCUGCUACACAUCCUUGUGUUUGGUGAAUCUCUGCUCAACGAUGCAGUGACUGUGGUACUCUACCACCUAUUUGAAGAGUUCUCUGCCUUUGGCACAGUGACAGUGUUGGAUGGCUUUCUGGGAGUCAUCUCCUUCCUUAUUGUGGCGUUCGGUGGAGUUUUAGUGGGAGCCAUCUAUGGGAUUCUGGCUGCCUUCACCUCUCGCUUCACCUCCCACAUGCGCGUCAUCGAGCCACUUUUUGUUUUUGUGUACAGCUACAUCGCCUACCUGUCAGCAGAGCUGUUCCACCUGUCCGGCAUCAUGGCGUUAAUCGCGUGCGGAGCUGUGAUGCGACCUUAUGUGGAGGCUAACAUAUCUCACAAGUCCCACACCACCAUCAAGUACUUCCUGAAAAUGUGGAGCAGCGUCAGUGAGACGUUGAUCUUUAUCCUUCUUGGUGUCGCAACAGUCGGAGGGCCUCACAACUGGAACUGGAUCUUUGUCACAUCCACUGUUUUUCUGUGUCUGGUCGCACGUGUCAUAGGUGUGAUUGGUCUCACCUUCAUAAUCAACAAGUUCCGCAUCGUCAAACUGACCACCAAGGAUCAGUUCAUCGUGGCCUACGGUGGCCUUCGAGGUGCAAUCGCCUUUUCCCUCGGCUUCCUGUUGGAAGUCGAAGAUGAAGAGAUGAGGCACAUUUUCCUCACGGCCAUCAUCACCGUCAUCUUCUUCACCGUCUUUGUUCAGGGUAUGACUAUUAAACCCCUUGUGGAGCUGCUGGCUGUGAAAAAGAAGCAAGAGGCAAAGCGCUCCAUAAACGAAGAGAUCCACAUCCAGUUUCUUGAUCACCUGCUGACAGGAAUUGAAGAUAUCUGUGGACACUAUGGACACCACCACUGGAAAGACAAAAUGAACCGCUUCAAUAGGAAGUAUGUGAAGAAAUGGCUGAUAGCAGGGGAGCGCUCGAAGGAGCCACAGCUCAUUGCCUUCUACCACAAACUGGAGUUCAAACAGGCCAUUCAGCUGGUGGAGAGUGGAGCGGGAGGCAAGCUUUCUUCUGCUCUGCCUUCCACAGUUUCCAUUCAGAACAUUCAACCCAAGAAGCCUCCUCCAGCUCCUGAGCCUAGAGAGAGAGUUCUCCCACAGCUGCCCAAAUCCCGGGAGGAGGAGAUCAGGAAGAUCCUCAGGAGCAACCUUCAGAGGACCCGGCAGAGGCUGCGCUCCUACAACAGACACACUCUGGUGGCGGAUCCUUAUGAGGAGGGUUUGAAUGACCUCCUCAAGAAGCAGAAGAUGUUUGAGCUGGAGAAGAAGAUAAAAGAGAUGAAUAACUACCUGUCAGUGCCUGUAGCUACUUCUGACUCUCCAACGCUGCGCAGAGCCAGGCUGGCCUCAGGCAGACAAACAGAUUUUAAACCUGAUGAGCAACAGAAUGGAAAGAAACAAACUUCAGAUCCACAAGCCUAUAAUGUGAAGCCAGACCCGGUUGACGUUCCAACCAUCCAGGUGGAGCUGGCCUCCCCGCAGUCUCCAGACUCUGUCAACAUCAUGGAUGAGUUCAGAAAGGACAAGGAGAAAGACGAGGACACGGGUCUCACCAUGAAGCUUCCUUCAGGGCCUAGUGCUCCCCCGAGGAAGCAGAGUGAGGAGGAGGACGCAAAAGAUCCGCAGAAGCUCACGAGGUGCCUGAGCGACCCCGGACCCAGCGCAGACGAAGGUGAGGAUGACCCGUUCUUGCCCUAAAAAAGCAGGGCCAAAGAGCUCAGGCUGCACGGCUCCAAAAAGAAUGCUAGUAGUUCAGCAAGAAACGAGCCAAAACUGCUGUAGGAGCUUGAAGCAAAAAGACGACAUCAAAGAAGCAUGAGUGGAAAAAGAGCCAUGACUUUGUGGAAAGGCAGAGGUGCGACAGCCGCUGUUGGACCUGCUGUCUGAGAAAAUGAGGGAUGUAGUGGUUGAAAGCCGGAGAAGUUCAGGAAAGACCUAUGCAUUACCAAAGGUUUGGACUGUUCAAGUCCCAGAUGUUAUUUUCUGACUGCUUUUACGGUUAUAUUUAAUGUUUGCUGGGACACGCAGCUGUCCUAACGAGAACCAACAAAACCAACUGCUGGUUUUUCACUUUUUGUCUGCCACUUUACAAAUGCUGGAUGUCUAGACAUUUAGAUGUAGCUCCUUCAAAAUAUUUGGCCUUAUUUGAUGUCAGAUCUUAGUACUUGGUGCAUUUUUCUCAGUCUUCUUUGAAACUGUUUUUUCAUUUCAUGUUUUUUUUUUAAAUUAGAAUUUACUUUCUCCUUUAUGAGUGGGAUGAAGAUCAAAGAGCUGAUUUUAUUAUUAUUAUUAUUUUUAACAGAGGACAACAGAUGUUUAAUGCUAGGCUGGAAAACUCGUUUGGAUGGCUUGAGAAAUCCUGCAGUUUUGUAGGAAAGUUGGUCAGUUAAUUCAAACCAGGGAUGGCUUGUUGUGUUUACUGAUUUCCAUGUUUAUCUGUUCAAACCCACACUUAUGUUUAUCUUGUCCAUAGAUUACCCUUUAAACUUCUCAUUUUAAGGUAGAUUUGCCCUUUAUUAACUCAAUAUAGCUUUUUAACCAGUUAUAAUCAGUCUAAGCCACUCAUGUUUGACUUCCAAGCCCUCAUCCACUAUCAUGCACACAAAAUUUCCACAAAUGUCUUUUCUUUGGACAGCGGUUCACUGAUACCCCGUCAACCUUCAGAGUCUAAGACUGUGGGCCUGUCAUGGCAAAAAAAAAACAACCUUUCUAUGCAGUACAGAUGUGUCAGUCCUUUUUUUUUUUAAAGCACGACCUGUAAAAACCUUUUAUUCAGACUUGGAUAUCCCUGUUUGUUGCUAAUUUAUUAUUCAAGAUGGGCAUUAAGAGAACUUAAAUUUCAGGAAGGACAAAGGUUUCAUUUGAAGCUUUGUGGGCCUGAAGACCAGAGAAAUGUUCACCGGAAUAAUGUAUUAUAGUGUAAAUACACUGUCUGACCUUUUGGACUUCACUCCUCUCUGAGUAAAACACUGUAAACAUUCUGACAUUCAUGUAAAGGAAAUAUAGGAAACAAACAUGACCAUGUUUUCUUACAGAACCGUAGGACUCAGAUUAUGAACAUGAAAACAAAAGUGUGCAUAUAAGCAACUCUCAUAAUUUUUCUACAUACAAGGAUGUAUAAUGCAUAAUUUCCUCUAUUAUUAGAAAUUCCUACAAAAGGAAGCUUUAUUGUAUGAGUUUUGUUUUAGCAUAAAAACUGAUUAAAUAAAAAUAAAUAAACUCAGUGACUUAAUUCAGAGGACUAGGAAGAAUUCUGUAGUGGUCAAAAAAAAAAAAAGGAAUGUUGAUGGGAUGGUGGUUAAAUCUGCUUUAGAAAACACAGAAAACACCUGACUUUUCCUCAUGAGAAAAAACUAAAAGAGAUCAAUGUAUUUCUGGGUAUAAAGCCAAAAAAAAAAGAUUUUCUUGAGAUCAUAUCAAAGAAUUCUGUGUGAGAUAAUGUAAUGUUGUCACCACAAUCUUCCCUCGUAAUUCUGCAGUGUGUUCAGUCUGCUCUCUGUUUCUGUUUUUUCUCCAUCCAUCUGGGCUCAGGUGCUGCUGGUAAAAUUGAAUUUCACGCCCACAGGUAAUACCUCACCGAAACCUAAUAUCACUCCAUUCAGAGGCCUUACUCUGACCCCGAUAGACCUGAGUGAGUCAUUGUUCCUGCUUUCUGGGUGUUGAAGACGACUCAGUCUUUCCUGAUCCUCUUAUUUCCAGAUAGUUCGGGUUACAGCCGAGUUACCCAGCAGCCCUCAUUUCAUUCCAUUUUUCUCUUUAAACAUCCAUGAAGGUCUCACUUUUUUUUUUUUUUUUUUUUGCUAUGACAUUUACCGUAACCAUCCUCCUGGGUUUUAGGAAGUGAACUGGUAGAUGUGGGAUUUAAACCUUCUAACAUUUAACUUCCUGUUUUUUGACCACAGAACUGUAUGUCUGAAAAGUCCAACGAGAGAGGAGAGGAAACAUAAAAGGUUUUCUUUAAAACUCGCCCAAAAACGUCUUGUUAAUGGCAGCGUUGAAUUUGGCGUGUAAGCUGCAGCUAAAGACGACACGUCUUCUGCACGUGUGCUUUAAAACUUUUUCCCCCUAUUUUUCCAGAUGUGCCAUACGGCUUCUCUACUGCUGUCAUUCCUAUUUUUUAGGGAUAUUUUUAAACCUGUGUGACUGCAAAGUGUAUCACGCUGAGAAUGAGCCCACAAGAGGAUUUUAUUAUUAUUAUAAUGUAUACUUAAAGGACAUUUUACAUUUAGCAGAAAAUAAAAUAGAUAAAAAGUUCCAUUGCUUUAUUCCAAAGACUUUAAUUUAUUAAAAAUAAAGAAAGACAACAAUAUUUUCAUACUUUGAGUUUUCAUUCCAAAUGCAUGUUUUGGGCAAACAUUCUCAGAAUUCUCUGUAGUAAUGCUUGAUCCACAAAACUAUAAAGCCAUAUAGCUUAUACGUAAAUAUAUAUUUAAAAUGCUUAUGUAAAUUAUUAUGCACGUGGACAAAUCAAAUCUAAAUAAAACAAAAAUAGUUUUCUGUUUACUAGUCAAACAAAUGAUCAGUUAAGUCUCUUUACACUGGAUUUAUGUAGAAUUUUUAUUUAUUUUUGUCAAGUUGUAAAAGAAAAGCGAUGUCCCCAGCAUUCACACCUUCAUUUCCUCUAUUCAUCUGUGCUUUAAACCCACCGAGUGCUUUAUCUGUACAGAUUUAUUUGAGGAGUUUGAGUGUUUCUUCUUGCUCUGAUCAAACAUUUGAAUGUGUUGUUUAAAAUAUUUUUUUUUCUUUCUGCUAGUGGGAAAAACUCUGUAUUGGAUUAAUUAUUUUAGUUAUUUCUGUCUGAUUAUUGAAGCUGUAGCUUUAAUUUAAGAGCCACUAAAUAACAAAGAUAUUUUAUUUACAUUAACUUAAGUUUUAUUUUAAUAUUUGAUUUGAUUUUGCAAGUUUUUAUUUUUGAGUUAAACUUUUGUUUUUCUUUGAUUUUGGUUGUUUUUUUCCUGUGGAUAUUUGGGUGAGAAACUAAUCAAAAGUCAUCCAGUAAAUGCAUCACUAAAAGAAUUCAUAUUGACAUUUUUUCUCCACCAUUUUCCACAAAAAGCACUUUAAUGAAGCGGUACCUUUAUCUCAAAUAGCUGAUGCUGGAGAAAGCAAUAAAAGGCUUUGAUUUGUGCAACAUGUGGUGAAACGGGCGACGCAUGAAAGGAACGGUGGUGGUGUGUCUUCUGGGUUUAGUAGAAACGUUGCUGAAUGUGAUGGAAUGAAUGGAUCCGAUUCUCCCUUUAAGUCCUUUUUUUUUCCUGUUUGAGAGUGUCGGUCAAUUGUUUUGAUAUCAUGAACUUCAACAUUGCAAUAAUGACAUAUAUUCUUUAUUUUAAUAGUAAAUGAACUCACUGUAUGUAAAAGGACAAAGAAAAUGUAUCAGACGAUGAAAAAAUGUACAAAUAUUUCCUUUCAAGUAAAUCAUUCUCAGUUCUCAGCAUUCCACUGUAAAGACCAAUAACAAAAAAUCAAUGUAAAGUAUGAAUGUAACUAGAAAAUGAUUAAAGUUUUACUUUAUAACAC